This is a messenger RNA of Cottoperca gobio, 4657 nucleotides long. RefSeq names its product sema domain, seven thrombospondin repeats (type 1 and type 1-like), transmembrane domain (TM) and short cytoplasmic domain, (semaphorin) 5Ba (gene sema5ba). Gene Ontology annotation, cellular component: plasma membrane. Gene Ontology annotation, molecular function: semaphorin receptor binding; chemorepellent activity. The coding region runs from base 128 to 3082 and encodes 984 amino acids. The record is from RefSeq and is a predicted model, not a curated record. NCBI's taxonomy places the organism in Eukaryota, Metazoa, Chordata, Actinopteri, Perciformes, Bovichtidae. The transcript is spliced from 19 exons. Gene Ontology annotation, biological process: neural crest cell migration; axon guidance; semaphorin-plexin signaling pathway.
CAGUCCGUGGAUUUCCUCUUUCUCCCGCCCAGGCGUGAGAGACUUCUCCCAGCUCACCCUUGACCUGACCAGGAAUGAGCUUAUUGUGGGUGCCAGAAACUUCCUGUUCAGACUGGACCUCAGUAACAUGUCGCUGAUACAGGCGACAGAAUGGGCACCGGACGAGGACACCAAGCGGUCCUGUCAGAGCAAAGGCAAAACAGAGAUUGAAUGUCAAAACUACAUCAGAGUCCUGCUGGUGAACAAGACUGAGGUCAUGUCCUGCGGAACUAAUGCUUUCCAGCCACAAUGUAUUACGCGAGAGGUGGGCAACAUGAGCAGCGUGCUGGAGCGGGUGAACGGUGUGGCGCGCUGCCCAUACGACCCUCGUCACAACUCCACGGCAGUGGUGACAGAGAGCGGAGAGUUGUACGCCGCCACUGUCAUCGACUUCUCUGGACGUGACCCCGUCAUAUACCGCAGCCUGGGCGGUAUGCCACCUCUCCGGACGGCACAGUACAACUCGAAAUGGCUCAACGAGCCCCACUUCAUCUCGGCCUACGACAUCGGCCUCUUCACCUUCUUCUUCCUGAGGGAGAACGCGGUGGAACACGACUGCGGCAAGACCGUCUACUCCCGCGUGGCGCGAGUCUGCAAGAACGACAUCGGCGGGAGAUUUCUCCUGGAGGACACCUGGACCACGUUCAUGAAGGCGAGGCUCAACUGCUCGCGCUCCGGGGAGAUCCCCUUCUACUACAACGAGCUGCAGAGCACCUUCUACCUGCCCGAGCAAGACCUCAUCUACGGCAUCUUCACCACUAAUGUCAACAGUAUUGCAGCGUCUGCGGUAUGUGCCUUCAACCUGAGCGCCAUCACCCAGGCCUUCAACGGGCCUUUCCGCUCCCAGGAGAACCCUCGCUCCACCUGGCUUCCCACGACCAACCCCAUCCACAACUUCCAGUGUGGGACUAUAAAUGACCAGGGUCCCAACGAGGGUUUGACGGAGCGCAGCCUGCAGGACGCCCAGCGGCUCUACCUGAUGAACGACGUGGUCCAGCCGGAGUCUGUCGAUCCGCUGGUCAUGCAGGAUGACGUUCGCUUCUCCAACCUAGUCGUGGACAUUGUUCAGGGCAUGGACACCCUCUACCACGUCAUGUACAUCAGCACAGAAUACGGCACCAUCUUAAAGGCACUGGCGACGCCCAAUAAGAGCCUACAAGGUUGUUACUUGGAGGAGAUGGAGCUUCUCCCAGCGGGGGUGCGAGAACCAAUCCUGAGCCUGCAGAUCCUGCACAGCGACAGGUCGCUCUUCGUUGGGCUCAACAACCGAGUCCUAAAGAUCCCGCUGGAGAGGUGCUCCAGCUACAACACAGAGACGCUGUGCUUGGAGGCGCGGGACCCCUACUGUGGCUGGGACUUCAGGCAGCGCAGAUGCACCACGCUGGAGGACAGCUCCAACAUGAGCCAGUGGAAGCAGAACAUCACCGUUUGUCCGCUGCGAAACCAAACAACCAAUGGCAUCUUCGGACCCUGGGCGCCAUGGCAGCCCUGCAACAAUGAUGACGGUGCGGACGGCGUCAGCUCCUGUCUGUGUCGCUCCAGGUCAUGUGACAGCCCCGCCCCCCGAUGUGGAGGCAAGAACUGCGAGGGCCCCACCAUAGAAGUGACCAACUGCUCGAGGAAUGGAGGCUGGACGCCCUGGUCGUCAUGGGGACAGUGCAGCACAACAUGCGGGACGGGCUUCGAGCUGCGGCAGCGUUCCUGUAACAACCCGUCACCGCGACACGGCGGCCGUGUGUGUGUGGGGCCGAGCAGGGACGAAAGGUUCUGCAACGAAGGGGUGUCCUGUCCUCAACCUAUCUUCUGGUCCCCGUGGGGCUCCUGGACCAAGUGCAGCACUGAGUGCGGGGGAGGCGUCCACUCCAGGGUCCGCACCUGUGAAAAUGGCAACAGCUGCCCGGGAUGUGCACUGGAGUACAAGGCCUGUAACCUGGAGGCGUGUCCGGAGGUCAAGAGGAACACACCUUGGACCCCCUGGAUGCCUGUCAAUGUGACUCAGGGCGGAGCUCGUCAGGAGCAGAGGAUGCGCUACAUGUGCCGGGCCCACCUGUCUGACCCCCACGAGCUGCAGAUCGGACGCAGAAAGGUGGAGACGCGCUUCUGUCCCAACGAUGGAACAGCAGCCUGCGAGACAGAUACGCUCGUCGAGGAGCUGCUGAAGACACCGGUGGUGAGAGUGGCAGGCGCCGGCUGGUCAUCAUGGGAGACCUGGUCGAGCUGCUCGCAGAGUUGUGCCAAAGGAUACCGCACCCGUCGGCGAACCUGUUCCGGACCAGAGGGGAAGAGCGCCCCCGUCGCAUGCCGUGGGUCGCCUGUGGAGUACCAGGACUGUAACGUCCAGGCGUGUCCCGUUAAAGGUGCCUGGUCCUGCUGGUCGUCCUGGUCUCAGUGCUCAGUGGGAUGCGGCGGCGGUCACUACCAACGCACGCGCUCCUGUAACAGCCCUGCGCCCACUAAUGGAGGGGACAUCUGCUUAGGACUACACACUGAGGAGGCCCUGUGCAACACACACACCUGCGACGGUGGCUGGAUGGCCUGGUCGCUGUGGUCCGCCUGUGAUGAUUCAGGCUUGCAGAUGAGGAGUCGGGUGUGUGGCGCUCAGGGCAGCGCCCCCUGUGUCGGGAACAGCACGCAGCGCAGAGACUGCAAUGAAAUACCCGCAUUCACCUCCAUCCACCUAAUCGCCACCGGUGUGUCCUGUUUCCUCGGGGCGGGGCUGCUGUCCUUCCUGAUCUAUGUGUACUGUCAACGUUUCCAUAAGCCUUCGCAGGAGUCUGCCGUCAUUCACCCCACCACGCCGAACCACCUCAACUACAAGGGCAACACCACGCCAAAGAAUGAGAAGUACACACCCAUGGAAUUCAAGACCCUUAACAAGAACAACCUGCUGCCAGAUGAAAGAUCCAACUUCUACCCAACGCCGCUCCAGCAAACCAACGUCUACACAACCACCUACUAUCCCGCAGCACUCGGCAAAUACGACUACCAGCCCAACUCAUCCCCUUCGCCAUGUAGGACCUACAACCAAAACAACAACAGCUGAGACGCGCCUCCCCGGCUCUCCGAACCCCCCCUGCCAACAGACACCACCCCAAUCCACGGUGACAUAACUGAACCGACAUGAACUGAAACGUUUCUCAGCGCUCGGCCAGGUUCCUCUGUUCGUCAUCGCCCCUCGCUUCGCUCCCGUAGUCUCUUCCGCAUGGUAGGGUUUGUGUCUUCAAGGGCGUUUCUGAAACUUUCCAUCAGGAGAUGUGGGUUUGAGCGACGAGGCCCGUGUCCUGGUGCAGUCAGCUGGUGGGGUGUUAUUGUAAGGGCCUGACUGGAUUUAGCAGCGUCGACUCAGAGCUUCAUGUGGGGAUCUAAUGGAAAAUUCUAGCAGGACGAGUUACGGCAUUUAGACGGAUUGCACCUCAGAGCAGGUGCUGAGUUCAAUUCUAAAAUUCCACAGAUGAACAUGAACAGAACAUUAUAAAUAAUUACAUUUCUCUGAAUCACCGUUUUACGCCUCUCUAUUACUAACCACAUUCUCUGCCUGUAAUGAACUUUGAGUCCCUCAACAACAGAAGCAGUUACUGAGAACAAACGGCGCAUAUCGUUAUGUCCUUGCCACACGGCGCAGCGCGAGAAACAACAACAAAAGAGAAGACUCCAUGAAGUCAUUUGGAGAUCAAUAUCAACUGGGUUGUUAGGGACGGAUGCACGUCCUCCGUUGUUGGGAUUUCACGCGACAAAUAAGAACUUCAGAGUCGAUAAAGUUUGUGGACGGCUGUUUUGAGAGUCACGACACUAAACAGCCCGAGUUGGAUUCGCAGGCCUCUAGUGGACAAGGACGUCCACUCGUAAUGUCAGAGCCAGGGGGAUUGUGGGAAGCUGUACAUAAAGCUUUGGGAAUGCCUUGGGUGCCUGUAUGCAAUAGAGGGCAGGGGCGAGAUUUGUUUCCUUUCCAUUUCUUCUGUUUCAUUUUUCCCAAGAAUAAAGACUUCUAAAAGGGAAUUGAUUGAUUCUCCAAUUGAUUCUCCAACGGAUGCUUCGAUUCUACUGAGUGCUUAAUAGCUCGGUGGUCAUAUCAAAUAUGGCCAGUGUGCUGAACAACUGGAUUGGGUUUUCUAUGAUGGUAGAAUAAGCUAGUAGACUGGCACUUGUUUUUGUUUUUUAAAUGUUCGUUUUUAAGAUAUUUGUUUUAUUCUCAAACGAGCUGUAGCAUACGAGGACAUAUUUUGUUAAAUAAGAUAUAGCUGAUUAAUUCUUGUUUCUCUAAUUUCACUUCACUGAAUGAACACAUUCACACUUUCAUUUUUCUCGAUAUGUCACAAGUUUGGUAACCAUGGCGUCUUCAAUACGUGAAAUGUUAACACAACAAUAAAACAAUGAAAAUUACUGACAUGGUUUUUACAAAGAACGACUGCAACAAAACAUUCAUUCGGCGUCCGCUUGAAAAAAAUAAAAUAAAAGAUGCUUGCUGUGUGAAGAUCAAAAUGAGUGCAUGUGUGUGUGUGUAGAUGUGUGUACAUGCAAACACGUGUACUCCAUCUCUGUGUGUCCGUACGCCUGAAUGAGCACAGAGGGAUUGCUGUAUUUUGUACAAUGCUUUCAUACAUACACACACACACACACA